ACAAAUCAACCAUAAAGUUUAAUUCAGAAUUUAGAUUCGAUAUUGUUAAACUAUUAUCUUUAGAUAAUUGUGAUCUAAAGGAUAUUGACAUAGAACAUUUCAUCAAACUUAAAGAAUUAAAUAUUACUGAAUACAGUAAUCUUGAUUUAUCAGAAAUUAUUGCGUUACCAAUCGAAUGCACUAUCUUUUCUGAUUGUAAUUUAUUGUUAAGAGAUGUUUAUCCAAUUUUACAUAAAAUUUACUACUUAAGAAAAAUAAUUAUAAUAAGUAAUUUAUAUUGUAGUGAUGAUGUUGAAUUUAUUGAUGAAAUUGAAUAUUUUUAUUCAUUAGAUGAAGUUAGUAAAAUUAUGAAACCUCAUAUUGGUAGUACUUUGGGCAAGAAUUACUAUAUUCAACUUGUAGAUAAACUUGUUGCUGAAUUUGCUGAUGAAACUGUAUCUGCUUCUUGA
Molecule: messenger RNA, 449 nt
Organism: Dentiscutata erythropus
Lineage: Eukaryota; Fungi; Glomeromycota; Glomeromycetes; Diversisporales; Gigasporaceae
Source: the annotation of a GenBank genome assembly